CGAGCACUGAAACCACUUCCGCCCUAAGGUAGUUGGGUCAAGUAGGCGGCGCUGGUCGAGCUCCGGCGAGCCGCCGGCGAGGUCGCCGCCCAAGAAUUCCUCUCGACACCUCUGCUUCUGGCGAACGGUGAGUCUCCGGUAAACGGAAGCGAUCGAAGAAGUGGGGGGGAGGGGGGGAGUCGCCGCGUGGUUGCUUUGUCGCCUCCCCCGCCGGUGGGGAUCCCUUGGCGCUCUCGAGCCACAGCCAUGGCGCUGCACGCGACGUCCUCGCGCGACUCCGUGCGCGCGGCGGCGGAAGGAGAGCCGGAAUGGGCGGGCGACGCGUCGCGGCGGCCGGCCGCGUUCUACAGCGCGGUGUUCGCGCAGAUCGAAGAGGUCGGGUGGGAGCGGCUGGUGAGCGGCAAGGGCGACGGCGGCGUGUCGUGCCUGGUCUUCCGCAUCCUGGAUGAUCAGGGACGAAACCAUUUACUGGAGAUCACGCUGCCCAUGAACUACCCUUCAAGUCCUCCUUGCCUUGUGGCAGAUGUUCCUUAUCUACCAGAAUUACAGUGGUCAAAAGGCUCAAGACUAAAAGAUGUUGUCUGCCAGUUCCAAGAGCACCUGAAGAUAUUGCAAGAUUACUGGUCUAUAAUGGAUGACAUUGAUAAGGUCCUUUGGGUUGUUGAUCCAACAAAGCCAACCUUUGCUAUGUCUCAUCGCCGUAUAGCUUUAGGUGAUGAUUGCUAUCUUUUACUACAUGUUAAUGUGCGAAAGCCCAGAUCAUUACCAGAGGUUCGCUUCCUGGGAACAGAUGGGAAACUGGACAGACUGAUAACUAAUUGGAGAAAAUAUUGCAAAAAGUGGAGUGCAGACAAGAAAUUCCAUGAAAACCUGUCAACUGUCUUGGAUUUCGCUUUGCCUCCACCACCUUCAGUCAACAUCGAAGAUGACGAGCAAGUUGAUUGUGGAAUAUGUUAUGCCAAGCAUCUGCCAAUUGAUGAUGAACUUGGGACUCACAGCGGGGGCACGACAGAUUACACAUGUGAAAACCCGAGCUGCAGCAGAGCUUUCCAUUCUGUCUGCCUGAGAGACUGGUUACGCGCGAUUACUACAACAAGGCAGUCGUUCGACGUUCUGUUUGGGAACUGCCCCUACUGCAGCGACCCUGUUGCCGUGAAGAUCACCGACCGCUAAAACAGUCUUCAGAGGCAGAUUUCAGCUGAUUCUAACCACUCGUGAGACCAUUACUAACUAGUCAGUUGCCAUGUACAGUGUUAUGUUUCAGUUUUCUCAAAGAAAGCUCUAGAGCGCAACGUGGAAUGAUGCUCUCAUCAGUUUUUUUUUCAUUCAGAAAAUGAUGAUUUAGCAUAUAGUCGAGUCUCGAGACAUCAUCGAUGGAGCGGCAUGAGGUCUUCGCCGUCCGCUUCUAGAGAGAUGAGAAUCAAAUUGUCCUGGUGACCGAGUCAGUUAAUCAGUUGAAAAUGUGCAGCCUGUUUCCGAACACGCCCUUCUAGAUUUGGAAGGAUGAGGGCGAUGGACUCUGAAUUUCUCGUUGCCGUGCCUGUUUCCCCUACUGUCAAACCUCCAAUUAGUUUACCAACAACUUUCCACA
Messenger RNA from Oryza sativa Japonica Group (Japanese rice), 1591 nucleotides. RefSeq lists its product as uncharacterized. The record is from RefSeq and is a predicted model, not a curated record. Gene Ontology annotation, biological process: protein monoubiquitination; interstrand cross-link repair. Gene Ontology annotation, molecular function: ubiquitin protein ligase activity. NCBI's taxonomy places the organism in Eukaryota, Viridiplantae, Streptophyta, Magnoliopsida, Poales, Poaceae. Gene Ontology annotation, cellular component: nucleus; Fanconi anaemia nuclear complex.